AAAAGAAUGAAAUACAAAAUGAAAAUAAUGAUAUCAUUGAUUUUACUGUAUCUAUGGGCCUUGCACACAAAGUAUUAUUUCAGCUCAAAGAAACUACGGAUGAUGAUGUAUAAGUGCUGGUCUCCUAAAAAUAAAACAGAAUUGCAUCUAUCUGAUUGGUUUAAUCCCAGACUGAAUUUCACAGAUAAGAACUUGAGUGUUACUGAAUGGUCAGCUCCAGUUGUGUGGCAUGGUACUUACAAUGAGUCAGUCUUGGAAAAUUAUUAUGCAAAUCGUAAAAUUACUGUGGGAUUGACUGUAUUUGCUGUGGGAAGAUACCUUCAGUUCUAUUUGCACAGUUUUUUGUCAUCUGAUAAGUUUUUCAUGGUCGACCAGAAAGUCAUCUUUUAUGUCAUGGUAGAUAAUUUUUCCACUAUUCGUUGGAUGCCUCUGAGCCGCCUCCACACAUUCAAAAUCUUUAAAAUUAAACGAGAAGAGAGAUGGCAAGAUAUCAGUAUGAUGCGCAUGAAGAUCAUCAGUGAACAUAUUGUGGAUCACAUCCAGAAUGAAGUUGACUUCCUUUUCUGCAUGGAUGUAGAUCAAAUCUUCAGAGGAAAAUAUGGUUUGGAGACUCUGGGAGAGUCAGUAGCUCAGUUACAUACUUACUGGUAUAAGGCAAAUUCUACAGUGUUGCCUUAUGAGAGAAGUCAGUUAUCAGAAGCUUAUAUACCUAUGGGUGAGGGAGAUUUUUAUUACCAUGCUGCUGUUUUUGGUGGUACUCCCAUUCAGGUUCUCAAUAUUGCCAGGGAAUGCUCCAAAGGAAUCAUGAAUGACAAGAAAAAUAACAUUGAAGCAGUGUGGCAUGAUGAAAGCCACUUAAACAAAUAUUUCUUUCUCCAUAAACCCACUAAAAUCUUAUCACCAGAAUACUGCUGGGAUUUAUAUCAAAAAAGUACUCCUGAUAUUAAAAACAUUAAACUCUCUUGGGAUAUUAAGAAUUAUGAACUUCUUAGAGUGAAUGAUUAA
This is a messenger RNA of Marmota flaviventris (yellow-bellied marmot), 1005 nucleotides long. Its product is annotated as N-acetyllactosaminide alpha-1,3-galactosyltransferase-like. The record is from RefSeq and is a predicted model, not a curated record. Gene Ontology annotation, cellular component: vesicle; Golgi apparatus; membrane. Gene Ontology annotation, biological process: carbohydrate metabolic process. Gene Ontology annotation, molecular function: hexosyltransferase activity. NCBI's taxonomy places the organism in Eukaryota, Metazoa, Chordata, Mammalia, Rodentia, Sciuridae.